This is a messenger RNA of Thelazia callipaeda (thelaziosis nematode), 324 nucleotides long. The record is from the annotation of a GenBank genome assembly. NCBI's taxonomy places the organism in Eukaryota, Metazoa, Nematoda, Chromadorea, Rhabditida, Thelaziidae.
AUGUCCGGUCGUCGUAAGACGACACCUAUAAGACUUUUGGAUGCCACAGAAACAUUUAAUCCGGUUUCAUCUGUUGACUCUAUGCCAAGCACUUCGGCUGCAAGUGAUAUUCAAAGUGCUGAUGUACAAGAUUCUUUAAUGCUUGCAGAAGCAAAUUCGUCUAUUAAAUUAUCCUCCAAACAACUUGUUUUUAAUAAUAUUUUUAAGCAAGAAAGUAUACGAAAGAAUGGAAAUAUGAUGGAGCUUACUUCUGCGUCAUCCCCUCGUGGUCAUAUGUAUUCAUCUAAAAGUGAUUCUUCUAGUAUUUCUGAUCAUACAAGAUAA